GCUUGAUGGAAAAUUUGACUCUUGGAACCAAUUUUUAUAAAACAAAUCCUUUGAGAUCAUACAGAACCGGGCAUCAUAACCCGGAUAAAAUAUUCAGUAGCAACAAUAGAAAUAGAAGACAGGAUAUCAAGAGGCUCAGAAAGAUGCUACCUUUAUACAAGACACCUUAUAAAAAGAACGAUUUUUACAUAUAAACGAGUGCGAAAUUAUAUCUAGUGCCUCAGGAAUAAAAACUAUGCCAAAGAGAAAGAAGAUAGAGACCAAAAAUGGUCUUGGAAAAAUGAAAAACCAAAACUCUCAUAGCUUUGAGAAACCUAUUGCUUCUUUGAUGAAGCUAUCUGAGAGCUACACUCCUUUAUCUAUAAAUGAAUAUGCCGUCAAAUCGAAGAGAAAGAGCACCGUCAUUUAUGAUGAAAAGAGUGUCGCAUGACCUAAGAAAACACAGAAACGGAAUAGUAUGGUUGAAUCAGACAUAAAAUAAGAAGCAGUCAAUUAAUGAGGUUUUGAAGUUUGUUAGCUCUCCUUCACCUAAUACUUAUGCACACAUGAGCAGGGAAAGAAACAAAACUAAUCGUUCAAAAAGAAGAGAUCCCUCAUUAAAGCAUGCAAAGGUUAGCGUAAUCAGCUGAGACAAGGUCCUAAAGUCUUAAAGGUUAAUAAAAUAUGAUGAACAAUGAAGCCCAAACUAAAGCCGAAAACAGGACCUUGCCAUGAAGCUCAGUCCUUUAGUGACCUAGUAAUGAUCCCAGAUGAAUUCUCUGCUGAAAAGGCUAAAAUUAAUGCCCUCAAAGAUCUAAUAUCUACCUUAAAGGAAGAGAAUACUGAACUCAGAGAUGCCCUAA
This is a messenger RNA of Moneuplotes crassus, 842 nucleotides long. The record is from the annotation of a GenBank genome assembly. Lineage: Eukaryota; Ciliophora; Spirotrichea; Euplotida; Euplotidae.